Messenger RNA from Molossus molossus (Pallas's mastiff bat), 1390 nucleotides. It is a transcript of the gene THEM4, whose product is annotated as thioesterase superfamily member 4. NCBI's taxonomy places the organism in Eukaryota, Metazoa, Chordata, Mammalia, Chiroptera, Molossidae. Bases 1 to 675 code for a protein of 224 amino acids. The transcript is spliced from 6 exons. The record is from RefSeq and is a predicted model, not a curated record.
AUGGCAGAUAUUAAAAAUGAAAUUGGCCUACCUGCUGCCAUCAGAGUUACCCGAGGCUUGGAGUUUGAGAUGACAGUUGGUGAGUCGGCGGUCGCCGCGGCCUGGGUGCUCGCGCGCCCUUGGAACCAUGCUGAGGAGCUGCGCCGCGCGCCUGCACGCGGUGGGGGCUCUGCGCGGCCUCCGGGGGUGCGCGCGCCCCUGGGCCAGGAGCUCCGGACCCGCGCCGCUUAUUUGCCUACAGCCUCAAAGCUUAUAAACGAAGAAAAACUGUUACAGGCCAAGAUCUUCACCAGAAACUUUGAGGAUGGCCUGGGCUUUGAAUAUGUGAUGUUCUAUAAUGAUGUUGAGAAAAGGGUAGUCUGUGUGUUUGAAGGAGGUCCUUACCUGCAAGGAAUGCCCGGAUGCCUUCACGGAGGUGCCAUUGCAACCAUGAUUGAUGCUACUGUUGGUACGUCUGCGAUGAUAGCUGAAGGAAUUGUCAUGACUGCCAAUCUCAACAUCAAUUUUAAAAGACCUGUCCCCCUUUGUUCUGUUGUUUUGAUUAAUAGCCAACUUGAUAAAAUUGAAGGAAGAAAACUGUUUAUUUCCUGUAACGUUCAAAGUGUUGAUGAGAAGACCCUGUACACAGAGGCAACAAGUUUAUUUAUAAAGUUGGAUCCUGAAAAACAAGUUUAACGUAAAAGAGCUUCUGCUGAAUUCCACUCCAUAUGCAUAAGGCUCAUUGUCCUCCACGAGAAGCUGUCGUCCCCAGUCCUGCUCUGCUUACCUGCUGUUGCGCCCCCUUCUGGUGACACCUGCUGACACGGCCUUCCUGAACAGUCUGAACACAGCUCCAGGAGCUGUUUCCACCUUCUACAUUUUUAAACACAGAAACACUUCCUAUGAGAGUAAUUUGUUUAUUAUUAUUUUUUAUUCCUCUAGCAAUGUAUUUCUAAUAAGAAGGCAGAAUGAAACAAAAGGAAGUCAGGAAAACCUUUUUGUUCUGUAUUAAGGAAGCUCAUGUCCCCCAUAUUCCUAUGUUCCCCACUCCAUUACCUUCCUGGACCCUGGCCUCUUCUCUAUCCCAGAGAGUUGUGAGGCCAAAUUAUUGUCCUGCCUAAUAACUAGCCAUCAUGGAACCCUAGCCAAACAUAUUUUUUAGUGCCAAGUAUACAACAUUUUCUAUAGUAGAGACAAUGAGGCAAUCUCUUUCUAAUUUAAGUCACCAAAACUAAAUCAUGGAUUCUAUGUCUCAGGAAGGUUUAAAUUUUCUUUUAAUAGUAUUCUUGGUCUGGCAUUACUAUGAUCAGCUCAGAAUUACAGAACUGGCUUAUUCCUCAUCUUUAUUAUAGGUUUAAAAUUAAGUGGACUGCAGACAAAGAUACUACAAGGAAGAAAAAGAAAAAAAAAA